ACCGAUCUAGCAAGACAGCGAUGGACCCAGUGAACUGAGUCUUAAAGCCAUCGUAUUCAUCCACACUCUUACAUAUCAGCACAUCAUGUGACCACGGCUAUGCCGCUGAACGCGGGAGUCACUCAACACAACCUGUACUGUUUUUAUUGAACAGCUACUUUUUUCUCCGCCCGCUCUUCAGCAAAGUUUCUCUUUUUCAGUACGCUAACACUGUUUAACUUAGCAGGUGAGAUGUUGAGCUCCAAGCUGCUGACCCUUGUGCUCGUAGUUCAGCCGGGCAGAGUGCUGCUGGGCAUGAAGAAGAGGGGCUUUGGAGCUGGAAAGUGGAACGGGUUUGGGGGCAAAGUUCAGCAUGGAGAAACUAUUGAGGACGCUGCUAGGAGAGAACUGCAAGAAGAAAGUGGUCUCACGGUGGAUGCACUCCAGAAGAUCGGAAAUAUCAAAUUUGAAUUUGUGGGAGAAACGCAGUUGCUUGAUGUCCAUAUUUUCAGAGCUGACGCAUAUAAUGGAGAACCAACAGAAUCAGAUGAAAUGAGGCCGCAGUGGUUCGAAAGUGACAAAAUUCCUUUCAGUCAGAUGUGGGCUGAUGACAUACUGUGGUUCCCAUUGAUGCUGCAGAAGAAGAAAUUUGUUGGAUACUUCAAGUUUCAGGGUCACGACGUGAUCCUCAGCCACACGCUGGAAGAAGUGGAGGAGCUCUGAAGGGAAAUAACCCGGCUAUUACUGAUGGCAUUUACAUCAGGGAGCAAUAUAAAAACUCAAGUCUUCUGAAAAUUGAUAAUUGCACUGUUCCUUCACUGUUACGGUUAUUGUGUCAUUAUCUGGGAGGAAACGAGAAUACCCUGUGGACUAAACAGAAUUAUGUUUUCUGUAUAUGCGGCGUAUUUACAUGUUUUAUAACUGUAACAUAACUAGAAACCUUAUUUUCUUUCCAGGUUUUCCCCGUGUGACUCAAAGCAGCACUACACUGAAAGAAAACAUCCAUUUUUCACAUUUUAUUUUGAGAAUAACC
Messenger RNA from Archocentrus centrarchus (flier cichlid), 1012 nucleotides. RefSeq names its product nudix (nucleoside diphosphate linked moiety X)-type motif 1 (gene nudt1). NCBI's taxonomy places the organism in Eukaryota, Metazoa, Chordata, Actinopteri, Cichliformes, Cichlidae. Bases 232 to 702 code for a protein of 156 amino acids. Gene Ontology annotation, molecular function: 8-oxo-7,8-dihydroguanosine triphosphate pyrophosphatase activity. Gene Ontology annotation, cellular component: cytoplasm. The transcript is spliced from 4 exons. The record is from RefSeq and is a predicted model, not a curated record. Gene Ontology annotation, biological process: DNA protection.